AAGACUCGCCACUCUCUCUUUCUCUAGUUCUCCUUCUGCUCCCUUUGUCUCCAUCCUGGUAGUUUCUCUGAAUUCGACAGCGAUGGCGUGAUGAACUGAAAGCAAGCUCAGUUCUACUUUGUUUGGUGGCGAUCUUGGAGGAGAGUGGCUUUUGUGGGUGUGAUGCUGAUGUGACCUCCUCUUAGGGUUUUUGAUUUGCUCAAGAGGAAAUGGUGUGAAUUCUUGUGGUUUUUUUUGUUUGGUGGGUAAUUGGAGGAUGCAGAUGGCAAUGGUUGGUGAGAGGAGGAUUUGGGUGAGGAGAGAGGAGGUAGAAAUGUUAGACUGGAAUAGUUCUAGGGCUUGAAAAGUACCAGAAAUGAAGCUUUCAACAUCAGGGUUGGGGCAGCAGCAAGGGCAUGAAGGGGAGAAAAAGUGUUUGAAUUCAGAGCUAUGGCAUGCUUGUGCUGGCCCUCUUGUGUCCCUGCCUACCGUUGCGAGCCGUGUGGUUUACUUUCCUCAAGGUCACAGUGAGCAGGUUGCUGCCACAACUAACAAAGAGGUUGAUGGGCACAUACCCAAUUACCCGAGCUUGCCACCGCAGUUGAUCUGCCAACUUCACAAUGUCACAAUGCAUGCAGAUGUGGAAACUGAUGAAGUGUAUGCACAAAUGACUUUGCAGCCACUUACACCGCAAGAGCAAAAGGAUACAUUUCUUCCUGUGGAGUUGGGUAUCCGAGCAAGCAGCCCACCAAUUACUUUUGCAAGACUCUCACAGCAAGUGAUACUAGUACCCACGGGGGGUUCUCUGUUCCUCGUCGCGCAGCUGAGAAAGUUUUCCCUCCAUUGGAUUUCUCUCAGCAGCCUCCAGCUCAGGAACUUAUUGCAAGGGAUCUCCAUGAUGUUGAGUGGAAGUUCAGGCAUAUUUUUCGAGUGUGGACAUCAAGGGUCACUCGUUUACUUUGUUGGAUCUACUCUUUAUAUGCAUGCUCUGCUUUGGUCCAUUAAGGAGACUCCAUAUGAUUAUGGGUAUCCUGAAGCAUCACACUACAAAAAUAAACUACUACCGAAUGGUGGGGAUGAUGAAGCUUAUGCUGCCAAUGUUCCUCUAUCAAAUGAGGUUCAAUGCCACUCUCAAGGUGAUCUUUGUUCUCUAGAGGCAAAAAGCUUGAACUUGCAUGAAAACGAGUCGGACAACAGUAUUAUGCCUGGAAAGGUUAACCCUACUCAGUGUGAGGCUCUCACAAUGGUCUGCGCUCAGGUUAUGGGAAAUCACAUAGCUGCUACACUAGGUGGAUCAAAUGGUCAUUUUGAACUGAAUGUAUUCAAGCCUCUGAUUGCUAGUGGUCUCCUACGUUUGAUCAAAUUGCUAGGUGAUGCAUCUGCUUCCUAG
Molecule: messenger RNA, 1369 nt
Organism: Vitis riparia (riverbank grape)
Lineage: Eukaryota; Viridiplantae; Streptophyta; Magnoliopsida; Vitales; Vitaceae
Exons: 8
Coding region: 356-1369 (337 amino acids)
Biological process (GO): regulation of DNA-templated transcription; response to hormone
Molecular function (GO): catalytic activity; DNA binding
Source: RefSeq, a predicted model, not a curated record